AUGUACGAUUAUGCGGCAGUUCAUGCCGUGUAUACAAUACCGGUUGCCACGGUACUGACAGUGGUGGCCAAGCCGUUGUUGACCAAGCGCGACUUGUACAAGAUCGGCUUCCUGAUUACCAUAGCUGUGGUGUAUACGAUACCAUGGGAUUCUUACCUCAUCCGAACGGGUGUCUGGUCAUAUCCUCCCGAAGCUAUUAUCGGACCCACGCUGUUCAGUAUUCCUGCUGAGGAGCUGUUCUUCUUCGUGAUUCAGACCUACAUCACGACUCUGCUCCAGAUCCUCUUUAGCAAACCUGUGCUCUUCGCCGCGUAUUUGCAAAAUGACACUGCUCCUGGCGCGCAUGACCUUCGCCUUCGACACCAUGUUGGCCAAGGAGUCUUAUUGGCAUCUAUAGUGCUAUCUCUGCUUCCGGAUUUUCAAGGAAAGGAGGGAACCUACAUGAAGCUGAUCCUUCUAUGGGCUUCUCCAGUAUUGCUCUUCCUCUGGUCGCUGAGCUAUCCACUACUCCUUGCAUUACCUCGAAGCAAGACCUGGUUGCCAAUCUGGAUACCCACUCUAUAUCUAUGGGUCGUUGACACUAUCGCCUUGCACCGCGGUACCUGGAGCAUCACAUCUGGGACCAAGCUUGGCGUUGUUGUGUGGCCACACCUAGAGAUCGAGGAAGCAGUCUUCUUUCUCGUCACUAACACACUUGUGGUCUGGGGCGCGUAUGCAUUCGACAAUGCUAUUGCAAUACUAGAUGCAUUCCCCAACUUGUUCCCGACGGUGCCGACCUGGCCGUCACCUCUGUUGAUGGUUCAGAGUCUGCUCGUUUCGAGAGCAAAGUAUGAUCAAAACCGCCUCUAUGGAUUGACGAACGCGCUCGAUGUUCUGGCAAAGAAGUCAAGGAGCUUCUACCUCGCAUCAGGAGUCUUCACCGGCCGACUGCGGAUAGAUCUGAUUCUCUUGUAUGGGUUUUGCCGAGUCGCAGACGAUCUGAUCGACGACGCACCAAACGCUGAAGAGGCGAAGCAGUGGAUCGAACGUUUCACUUCUUUCCUAGACGCAGCCUAUGGAACGGAUUCAGGUGCGACAGAGGUGCAGCGAACACUGCUGCGAUUCCCAUCUGCUGCCCAAUCUGUGCUUAGCUUGCUGCCAGUGGACCGACUGCCGGCGAAGCCACUGUACGAGCUCCUCGAGGGCUUCAAAAUCGAUCUGGAAUUCAGCUCGACCAAACGUGCACCAAUCCAAACCGUCGACGACUUGGAACGGUAUGCUACCUGUGUUGCAGCAACAAUCGGCAAGCUCUGCCUCAGUCUCGUAUACUUCCACGCCCCAGACCGAGACCAACAGGAUGCGGAGACCCGCAAGCGGUGUAUCCAAGCUGGAACCAGGAUGGGUCGGGCUCUGCAGUACAUCAACAUCACGCGAGAUGUUACGACAGACGCAUGUGCUGGUCGCUGCUACAUUCCCAGCGAGUGGUUCAAGGAAGGGUCCUUCGCCAGAGCUUCAGACACUGAGAUCACGCAACUACGCAAACGCAUCCUGGAUACAGCAUUCGAGAUAUACGCCAAUGAACGGGACGCCAUUGAGUCGUUGCCUCGUUAUGCAAGAGACGGCAUUCGAGUGGCAGUUGAGAGUUACGUGGAAAUUGGUCGAGUACUCGAGUCACGCCUCGAACGAGGCCUGCCACUGGACUUUGCAGGUGGCGGUAAAAAAGGCCGAGCCAGUGUUCCAAGGCUGAGACGUUUGCUGGUCGGUUGGAAAGCUAUGGCUGGCAGCAGGGGAGCGGCUGUGGGAAUGUAA
Cyphellophora europaea CBS 101466 is the source of this 1788-nucleotide messenger RNA. RefSeq lists its product as uncharacterized. The transcript has 5 exons. Bases 1 to 1788 code for a protein of 595 amino acids. Lineage: Eukaryota; Fungi; Ascomycota; Eurotiomycetes; Chaetothyriales; Cyphellophoraceae. The record is from RefSeq and is a predicted model, not a curated record. Gene Ontology annotation, molecular function: intramolecular lyase activity; geranylgeranyl diphosphate synthase activity. Gene Ontology annotation, biological process: biosynthetic process.